Sarcophilus harrisii (Tasmanian devil) is the source of this 4769-nucleotide messenger RNA. It is a transcript of the gene PRTG, whose product is annotated as protogenin. Gene Ontology annotation, cellular component: plasma membrane; axon. Gene Ontology annotation, biological process: cell-cell adhesion; axon guidance. NCBI's taxonomy places the organism in Eukaryota, Metazoa, Chordata, Mammalia, Dasyuromorphia, Dasyuridae. Bases 600 to 4196 code for a protein of 1198 amino acids. The record is from RefSeq and is a predicted model, not a curated record. Gene Ontology annotation, molecular function: protein binding. The transcript is spliced from 20 exons.
GCAGAGGGGGCGGGCCACAGGACAGAGACACUUCGCCCGGCCGCCUGACCUCCAGGUGCAUUGUCCAGCCGAGACCACCCCCAGCCCCGUGCCGCGACCCUCCCCUCCCCCCAUUUGGCUAGCCUUUGCUCGCUCCUUCCAGCGUCUCCUUCCGCCUGGCCGGCCAUCCUGCUACCGGUCACCAGAGGCCAGAUGCACAAAGUAGUCCGAGGCUAGCGGUUGUGGACACCGGGAGGGAGAGAAGCAACUCCUGUCCAUCCCGCCUCCGCCCUGGCGCCGCCGCCUUCUUACCCCGCCCCUAGCUGGGCUCCGACUUCGCUCCUCCUUUAGAACGUGGGUCUGUGCGCUGGGGGCCCGGCCACCGGGGCCAGAGAGUGCGCGCCCCGGCUCAGUUGCAGUCCACCCUCAGCCUAGGCGAGCUGCGUUGCGCGGUUUGGUGCCGCGCCGCAGAGGACCUGCAUCAGGGAACCCGGGCUGCUCAGUCCCCACGCCAUCCCGGGCCCCCGAACCGGGGCGGAACGGGGAGGCGGGGGCAGGCGGGGGGGCCCCGAGCCGGCCAGGUGAAGCCUGAAGGGAACAUGCUGGGGCAGCCCCAUUGAAUGGCGCCUUCUCCGCGACCUCUGGCCCGGUUACGGCCCCCGGAGAUGCUGCUCCGGGCCGUGCUGGUCCUCCUCAUCUCCUGCUCAGGAGUGCAGUGCUUUAGUGAACUGUUCUUUAUAAAAGAGCCACAGGAUGUAACUGUCACAAGAAAGGACCCAGUGGUUUUGGAUUGCCAGGCACAUGGAGAACUUCCUAUUAAGAUCACAUGGCUAAAAAACGGAGUCAAAGUUUCUGAAAAUGAACGGAUCCAUGCUUUAGCUAAUGGCUCUUUAUAUAUCAGUGAGGUAGAAGGCAAACAAGAAGAACCAUCUGAUGAAGGAUUUUACCAGUGUUUGGCACUGAACAAAUAUGGGGCUAUUUUGAGUCAAAAAGCUCAUCUGACAUUAGCAACCAUCUCCACAUUUGAAAUUCAGCCAGCUUCAAUUGAGGUUCAAGAAGGUGGGGUUGCGAGACUUGCCUGUAAGAUUAUGUCACACCCUCCUGCUAUCAUAACUUGGGAAUUAAAUCAAACAAGCUUACCAUUGAUUAUGGACAGGAUAACAGCUCUGCCAUCUGGAGUGCUGCAAAUCUAUGGUGUUGGCCAAAAGGAUGCUGGGAAUUAUCGUUGUGUUGCUACUACUUUAGCCAAUAGACAUAAAAGCAUAGAGGCUACUUUAACUGUCAUUUCAGCCAAGGAGUCUAAGACCUUUCAAAAACCAACUAUUAUAGCAGGUCCACAGAACAUAACAACUUCUCUGCAUCAGACUGUUGUUCUGGAAUGUAUGGCUACAGGAAAUCCUAAGCCAAUCAUUUCUUGGAGUCGUCUCGAUCACAAAUCCAUUGAUGUAUUUAAUACUCGAGUACUUGGAAAUGGUAAUCUCAUGAUAUCUGAUGUUAAGCUGCAACAUGCUGGGAUAUAUAUUUGUCGUGCCACUACUCCUGGCACACGGAACUUCACAGUAGCCAUGGCAACUCUAACUGUCCUAGCUCCUCCUUCAUUUGUGGAAUGGCCAGAAAGUUUAACAAGGCCCCGAGCUGGUACUGCACGUUUUGUAUGUCAGGCAGAGGGAAUUCCCUCACCCAAAAUGUCAUGGCUCAAAAAUGGAAGAAGAAUUCAUUCAAAUGGAAGAAUAAAAAUGUAUAACAGCAAAUUGGUCAUUAACCAGAUUAUUCCUGAAGAUGAUGCUAUUUACCAGUGUAUGGCUGAGAAUAGCCAAGGAUCUAUUUUGUCUAGAGCCAGACUGACUGUAGUAAUGUCAGAAGAUAGACCUGGGGCUCCAUGUAAUGUUCAUGCUGAAACUAUGUCAAGUUCAGCCAUCCUUUUGGCUUGGGAGAAACCACUUUACAAUUCUGACAAAGUCAUUGCUUAUUCAGUACACUAUAUGAAAGCAGAAGGUUUAAAUAAUGAAGAAUAUCAAGUAGUCAUUGGAAAUGAUACAACCCAUUAUAUUAUUGAUGACUUAGAGCCAGCCAGCAAUUAUACUUUUUAUAUUGUGGCCUAUAUGCCAAUGGGAGCCAGCCAGAUGUCUGAUCAUGUGACUCAGAAUACACUUGAAGAUGUUCCCUUAAGACCUCCUGAAAUUAGUUUGACAAGUCGAAGCCCCACAGAUAUUCUCAUCUCUUGGCUACCAAUCCCAGCCAAAUACCGGCGAGGCCAAGUUGUGCUGUACCGGGUAUCCUUUCGAAUUAGUACGGAGAGUGCCAUCCAAGUUUUGGAACUUCCAGGAACUAUUCAUGAAUACCUCUUAGAGGGCCUGAAACCUGACAGUGUCUACCUGGUCAGAAUUACUGCUGCAACCAGAGUGGGUUUGGGAGAGGCAUCAGUAUGGACUUCACAUAGGACACCAAAAGCUACAAGCGUGAAAGCUCCAAAGUCUCCAGAGUUACGUUUGGAGCCUCUGAAUUGUACCACCAUUACAGUGAGAUGGCAACAGGACUCUGAGGACACAGCAACUGUUCAUGGUUACAAGUUAUACUACAAAGAAGAAGGACAACAGGAAAAUGGACCGAUUCUUUUGGAUGCGAGUGACUUUCUUCAUACUAUUAGUGGUUUAGAUCCAAGAAGGAAAUAUCAUGUGAGGUUGCUGGCAUAUAACAAUGUGGAAGAUGGUUAUCAGGCAGACCAAACAGUUAGUACUCCAGGAUGUGUUUCUGUUCGUGAUCGUAUGAUUCCUCCACCUCCACCACCCCAUCAUCUUUAUGCAAAGGCUAAUACCUCAUCUUCUAUCUACCUGCACUGGGGAAGGCCUGCAUUUACCUCUGCACAGAUAAUUAACUAUACCAUUCGCUGUAACCCUGUGGGCCUUCAGAAUGCUUCUUUGGUUCAGUACCUCCAAACAUCUGAAACUCAUAUGUUGGUUCAAAGCCUAGAACCAAAUACCAAAUAUGAAUUUGCUGUUCGUUUGCAUGUGGAUCAGCUCUCUAGUCCCUGGAGCCCUGUAGUUUACCAUUCAACACUUCCAGAAGCACCAACAGGUCCACCAGUUGGAGUGAAGGUGACUUUGAUAGAGGAUGACACUGCUUUAGUUUCUUGGAAACCCCCUGAUGGUCCUGAGACAGUUGUGACUCGUUACACUAUCCUGUAUGCUUCUAGGAAGGCCUGGAUUGCUGGAGAGUGGCAAGUCCUACACCGAGAAGGUGCAAUAACCAUGGCUUUGCUAGAAAAUUUGGUGGCAGGAAACGUCUACAUUGUCAAGAUUGCUGCAUCCAAUGAAGUGGGAGAGGGACCCUUCUCAAAUUCAGUAGAGCUUGCAGUUCUUCCAAAGGAAACCUCUGAAUCAAAUCAAAGGCCUAAACAUUUAGAUUCUGCUGAUGCCAAAGCUUAUUCCGGUUAUUAUCAGUUGGACCAGAAGUCCAUGACUGGCAUUGUUGUUGGUGUUUGCAUAGCACUAACUUGCAUACUUAUCUGUAUCCUCAUUUUGAUCUAUCGAAGCAAAACCAGGAAAACAUCUGCUUCUAAAACUUCACAAACAGGAACUGAGCAGUUAUCUCGAACCAAUGUCUCAGUAGCCAGUGGGAAUGACAUGAGGAAGAACUUAGAAGGAAUGGUAGAGAAUGAAGAAUCCUUACUACCAAUGAUAGCCCAGAAUAGCUUUAUUGAUGCAAAGGGUGGAACUGACCUAAUUAUUAAUAGCUAUGGUCCUAUAACAAAAAGUAACCCUAAGAAGAAAUGGCUUUUUUUUCAAGACUCUAAGAAGGUGAAAAUUGAGCAGCCUCAAAGAAGAUUUGUUCAAACGGUCUGCUUUUAUCAGCCAGGUACUACUGUAUUAAUAAGUGAUGAAGACUCCCCCAAUUCUCCUGGCCAGCCAACCGGAUUCCAAGUGCCCUUUGAGAUUACAGCUGACGCAGAGCAUUCAGCAAAUAGUGAAGGAAGCCAUGAAACUGGAGAUUCUGGAAGAUUUUCCCAUGAGUCGAAUGACGAGCUACAUCUAUCUUCAGUUAUAAGUACCACACCUCCUCUCUCCAGUUCCUUCUUAGGCAGUGAUUCAGAUGGAGAUCCUGCCAUUGAUAAAUGUGAAGGCUCUUCAAGGCCAUUGGUUGCUGAGCAGACUUCUACCUCCUCUUUACAAUUACAGUCUGCAAUGCUGUGCUUUGAUAAAAAUGAGUUUCCAAGCUAGACAGCCACACCAGACAUUCUCACCGUAUAUAUAUGUCUGUUCGAAGGACAAUGAACAGGAAGCCAAAGCAUAUUGUGAAAGUCCUAAUGUCUUACUGGGUAUUUUUGUUGAAUGUUUUUUUUUGUUUGUUUGUUUGUUUUCAAACUCACUUAUUUUGAAUGUUUUAUUGUCAGAAAUGUGAAAGGUCAAAAUAUCUGACUAGAGUUUAAAAUAUAUCACUGGAGCAAAGAGGACUUUUCAUGCCCUUUUGCUGACUAUCUACCUCAGUUUGCCAAAUGGUGAACUCUGAAGACAACUGAUUGACCUCAUUUGUGUUAUAGUUGAUUUCAGCUUUGUAACCAAUGAUACUUCCUACUAGCAUUUUUUUAUUGCUCUAUGUGUAAUGUAUUUGAUCAAAGGAGUGAUGGGUGGAAGAGUUAGAAUGUUUAUCUGAAGCUCUGACUUUUAACAAAUUAUAAUAACUAUAUAAUUAAGAUAAUUCAGUACCUUUGACCGGGAGAAGUAUUGAAACCUUUUAUUGGAGGCGAAGGGAAGUGGGACCAUUUUUAAUCACUGGCAAAAAAAAAAAAAAAA